Peronospora matthiolae is the source of this 1188-nucleotide messenger RNA. Lineage: Eukaryota; Oomycota; Peronosporomycetes; Peronosporales; Peronosporaceae. The record is from the annotation of a GenBank genome assembly.
AUGUCCUCAUCACCAAACGAGUCAAAGGCUCUGUGUGACUACCUCGGAAUAGAGGAGGAGCUGGACUAUGGUAGCGAUACCAGUGUCCGCGGUGAUAUAGGGCCAAUGUCCAGCUCACUGAUGCCUGUGGCACAACCUUCGAACACCCCAAAUCCGUUCGCUGAACGUGGAGAUGCGAGCGCGUCACCAUCGCAGCAUGCAGCAUCUGGGUCUGAUGAGACUAUCAUCACGAACCCGCUCGGUGAGCUUCAACAAAUGCCUGUCCAAAGAGACGAAAACGCUCUGCGUUAUGUACAAAUGGCUGCAACCCUUGAACGCCAGCGUGACUAUGUGUUCACCCCACCCAGCGUGAAGGAACGUCUACGUCAAGCGGCCGGCCAAACAUUGGCAACGUGGGUCAUUGGCCAUGGGCCUAAGACUCCUGAGGAGGUGGUGAGCUGCCAGGCACUUCGUGAGAGGUACCUGGAGCCGCACCUAAUGACUCAAAGUCAAUACAAGGCACGCCUUGACAUGCAAGCGCGUGGUAUACCGGUUCCACCGAUCAAGGGUAUACCCAUUCUCUUGCUCGCAGGCGAAACACUUCGGUAUGAUUAUGCCAAGCUCAAGGCCAGAGGCCAAUUGCGCAAGCGCACGCGCUAUGCUUUGGCUACUAAGGUAGCCGCGAGUUCUGAUCAGUCUGUGGCCAACAACCCGCCAACCCGCACCACUAGUGGUGGGGAACGGCCUCGGCCUCGAGACGACCAUGGCCACGAUGCUCAAAAGCCUCCAAAGCAUAUGGGCAGUCUUGCCGAAGGGGUACCUCAAAUUCCCAUGAGUUUUCAGACUCAGGGUACCCACGCCACUUUACCAGAUACUGGUAUUGGCCCUGACGACGACGUCGUAUCAGUAGUCUCUCUACAUGAAAUUGACGACACCCAUGCUCAUCGAGAAAAGUCGGUGGCGGCCGGUGUACCGGUGGAGGCCCACGAGAAAUUGGUUCUCGAAGUGAAGGGUCUUCAAGAGGCCUUGGGUAAGUCCCAGUGCAUGCUGGAUGCGAUGCAAAGCCGCCUUCAGGCGAUGGAGCAAGCUAAAACUCGGAGCGAGGCUCAGUUGGACAUGCUGAUUCGUCUACAGCAAUCCGGGGCAGUGCCCUUGUCGUCGGCGCAAGCGCCUCCAAGUUCACAUGGGAAGGAUCCCGGUACGGCAUAA